UCUUCUACUAGGUGGAUUUAACUUCUUAAACGGCAACUUUCUCGGGGAGAUGGAAUGUGAUCUCUUCGAGAAGACUCAUUUUAAUGAAAUUGGUAGUGUUUCGUCUGAUUUUUUGAACUAUGAGAAGUAUGAUAUAUCAGAAAAGGCAUUUGGCAGCCCCUAUCUACCAAAAAAGAGAGUUGCAGGUGCUACAAGAACAAUGGACAAAUUCAACUUAUUUGAUCCAGUCGAGUCCAGCUCGAAGCACCAUACCUAUGGAUAUGAUUGUGAUUUAAUGGCGGAUGUAAAAAGGAACCCGAAAGCCACAAGGAUUUCUGAUUUACAGGACAAAACGCACCAACGAGAUUGGUUUUGCUCUAUGGCAGACGAUGUCACAGACAACUUCAGCUUGUUGAGUGAAGAGUCUUGUUCAAUCAAUGCAGUAAGGGGCGAGGCAUUCGAUAGCACACCACUAAACUCAAAUCCGAAACAGAGCAUGGGAAGAGCCAUGGAUGAUGAUGCUGGCCCUGGGAACAGUUACAGCGUUAACAGUAUUUACUCCAGGGACCCACAUUACAAAAUCAAGGACGAAGAGCCAAAAAAGUAUGUGAGAAAAUCAAAUUCAUCGAAAUCCAAGCCAGUCCACCACACAAACUCUCCUUUCAUGGAAAAACCACAGCCAUUUAAAACCUGGUCGUUUGAGAAAGAAUGUAACUUCAGCUCUCCAUGUCAAAGUCCAGUUGCAGAUUGUCCAUUCAGAGGCUCUAUGCCUUGGAAUGAAUAUCCCUGCGCCGAGUCAUCUCUUCCCGAAUCCUCCUUCACAAACAAACACAUCGAAACCGUUCAUCUUCCUUCUAGCACUCUGAUCUCCAAAAGACCUUCCUUUCAUCCAUCAAAUAUUGCGACUGCAGUUCUCGAGCGCAACCCAUGUUCAAAUUCAAAAUUUGUACCUACGUACAAAAGCAUGACAGGGACUACAAGUUCUCAUGGAGAAGAUCAGAUUUCUCCUGUACUAUCAGCUCAGGGAAGUGUAGGUACAGGUGAAGAAAGUGAAUCCAAAGAUCCAUCAGUAGGAAGUGAAAAGGUUGAUUUUCAUGAAGACAAAUGCAACAGAGCUAGAAGCAAGGUCUGUGUAGAGGACACUAACGAAGAUUGGUUGGAUGAUUCGAAUCUUGAGAGGAGAAAUUGUGAUAGCAUCGGAAAUGAAACGGAAAAUGAAUCUCCAGAAGUGGAGAAUUUGGAAGCCUCCCACGAUUCUGACCAUGUAAAAAAUGGUGGCAAAACCGACAAAUUUAACCCUGACGAUAAAGUUUCUGUUCCAUAUUCUAAAGAAGAAAAGGGUAAGCACUCAUUUUCUUUGUUUGCUUUUUUCUUUCUUAACUUGCAUGGUAAUUCAAUGGUAGCUAUAGGAUUGAUGAGGCACACUUGUAAAGUACAGAAGUAG
Molecule: messenger RNA, 1423 nt
Organism: Cucumis melo (muskmelon)
Lineage: Eukaryota; Viridiplantae; Streptophyta; Magnoliopsida; Cucurbitales; Cucurbitaceae
Exons: 7
Coding region: 50-1423 (457 amino acids)
Source: RefSeq, a predicted model, not a curated record